Molecule: messenger RNA, 1692 nt
Organism: Aureobasidium uvarum
Lineage: Eukaryota; Fungi; Ascomycota; Dothideomycetes; Dothideales; Saccotheciaceae
Source: the annotation of a GenBank genome assembly
AUGGACAACACUCUGUUGCUCAACACCAUUGUGCGUUUCUACAGCUACACAUGUCCACGCAAUUUGGCAUUCUGGAAGGCACUCGACUGUUAUGUCAUCUUCUCUAACAUCAAUUCAAGUCUUGAGUGUGAGCUCCCGAAGCGUAGCUUGGCUCGAAUUCCAGCGCCAACCUUUUCAACUGGUGUCAAUGGCAGCAACAAUGUCGAGAAUCGUCUCAAACGCGUGGAACAGAUGGUUGCCAAGCUCUCUGAAGCAGUCUUUCCACAUUCCGAAUCGAACCUGAGUGGAAUCAAUGUCGAUGACUCGAAAAGUCCUGAUGGCCCCGCGGAGGAACAUACGACAGAUGCAGCCAUCGCACACAACUACCCCAAACCAGUAGAGAUCCUUCAAGACCUGCAGUCAGAGUUGUAUGCUCAGUCAGGCCAAUCUGCUUCGGAUGAUGUCAACGGUCUUGAUGUAGUCUCUCUGGGUAUCCUGCCUCUCGGAACUGCGGUUCAGCUACUUCGAACGUCCAUCGACAGGUACAGCAAAUGGAUCCCUGUAGCUGAUAUUGUGAAGUUCGUCAGUAACGUGUCACGGAGUCUCUCCCGCAGCUCACCUCUCCUGAUGAGUGUGCUCUGCUUACUGGCAACACGUUACCACCCCGAGAUCUCUUCUCAAACAGUACAAGAUAUGUACAAGCACGUGAAGCGCCUCGUUGCGGAUGCAGUCGUAGCGACACCUCCUGUUGCAAGCAGUGUCAUCCAAGCACUGACCUUGCUCUGUUUAUUCAGCCCUGCUGUACAAACUGAUAAGCCCCUGGACAGCUGGCACUUGAGUGCUAGCACAGCGAACCAUGCAGUUGUCGCUUUCGGGCCAAGCAACGUCAAACAACCAGGUGUAACCGAAGAGCGGACCAUUGAGCAGUUGCGCGUCUGGAGUGGGCUGUGUCUGACUCAUUUACAAUACUCUAUUGGCAAUGGUCGACCUCUGGGUAUCUCAAUUCGACUCAUGGACGGCUGUCGUCGUCUACUGGAACAGCCUACGAUCAUGCCGUUCGACACACCGUUGAUAGCCGAGCUACAGUUCUAUAUCUGCCUUCACACAGCUUUACAGAAUCCUACAGCGACUGCAGACUCCGCGUUCACGCCCUGGGACGUUGCAUGGAGCCGCUUCCUCACUAGCUCGGGCCCGCCAAGGACUCUCGAGUUGUCUCAUUGGUUUGGCCAUUUAUUGCUUCACCGUCGCAAUGCCUCUUCUCACCAGGACUUAUCACCGCAAGGCAUGCAGGAGAAAAACAUACCGGCUUGGCGAGAAAGUGCGAAUAUUGUCUCGCAAUUUGUGCGUCACUCCGCAGACCAAGCGCCUGACCUACCCGACUUCGCAUUCUUUAUCGCAUCGUACGCUGCACUAGUGCUUUGUGAAAGCGCAAUCGACCAUCACCUGGUAGAAAACCUACGAGCAUAUCUUUUCCAAGUCGCGUGCGGUGAGUCGCACAUUGCAUUCAAGCAUGCAUUCAUUGUACAGCGUGCAUUGGAAAGAUCAAGGCAUGCAGAACCAAGCGGAGAAGAUAGCACAAAUGGUGUUCAAGAGGUACCGCCUCAUACUACUGAGACGCCGUUGCCUUCUCAAGUCAUGGGAAUGGGCGACUUCGAUGCCUUGGCUGGCUUCGACAUCUUUGGCGAGUACUUCACGGUUGAAAGUCUGCUGUGA